AUGAGCCUGACUAUAAAGAGGAAUAACUCAGUCGAAAAUGAGGAGAAUUCGAAGCGGUUAAAAGAUGCCACUGGAGAAAGGGUGUAUGAUGUAGUUGCCACCAUGGUCAGUCUGAUCCCUGGAAAGGAACAAAGCUAUGAAAUUAAAGAUAAGUCAGUUACUUCUGUUGGUAGGAGUCGAUCCUGUGACAUAGUUCUACAGGAGCCUGAUAUCUCGACAGUUCAUUGUGAAAUGUAUAUUGUUAGCAUGAAGCUAGAUAACUCUGAGAGGAAACUGAUAAAUAUAGUGGACAAGAGCAGAAACGGAACGUAUAUCAACGGCAAUAAACUUAUCAAAAGAGACUAUGUUUUGAAGAACGGUGAUAGAGUUGUGUUUGGCAAAAGAUGUUCCUUUUUGUUCAAAUAUGCAUCAACCACAUUCGAAGACUUAAAUGAGGAAGACAAGGCUUCUGAUAUAAGUGAUGAAAAUAGGAAAGAUGAGAGUUCAAUAUUUAAGAAACCGCAAUUUAGUUUUACUAGUAGUCAAUCUCAGGUGCGAAAAUUCGCAAAGUUAAAACCCCUGUCAUUUUUUGAUAAAUACUUGCUAGGCAAGGAUUUAGGCUCAGGGCAUUAUGCAAUUGUAAAAGAAGCCAAAAACAAAACUACAGGGGAAACAGUGGCGGUAAAGAUAUUUCACCCUCAGCAGAAUGAUGAUCAAAAGAAAAAUAAACAGUUUAGAGAGGAAACUACUAUACUAAUGAAAAUCCAUCACCCCAAUAUAGUCAAUCUAUUAGACAGUUUCGUAGAGCCCAUUAGCAAAACUCAGAUUCAAAAAUAUUUGGUCUUGGAAAAGAUCGAUGAUGGUGAACUAUUUGAUAGAAUAGUCAAGAAAACCAGCCUACCACAGGAAGAAUCGAAAGCUAUAUUCAAACAGAUUUUAACAGGUCUAAAAUACCUACACAGUCAAAAUAUCAUUCACAGAGAUAUAAAACCAGAGAAUAUUCUUUUGAACAUAAGAAGACGCCAAUCUCCAGAUGAAAGACAAUUAGGACCAUGGGAUGAGGACGAAAUUGACAUUCAGGUUAAGAUAGCUGAUUUUGGUUUAGCCAAAUUUACUGGUGAAAUGCAAUUCACCAAUACUUUAUGUGGUACACCAUCAUAUGUUGCUCCAGAAGUCCUAGUAAAAAAAGGUUACACUUCUAAGGUUGAUUUAUGGAGUGCCGGGGUAAUCCUGUAUGUUUGCUUAUGCGGCUUCCCACCAUUUAGUGAUCAAUUAGGCCCCCCUUCACUAAAAGAACAAAUUAUGAGCGCGAAAUAUGCUUUUUACUCCCCUUACUGGGAUGAAAUUGAUGAUGCAGCCCUUCAUUUGAUUUCAAACUUACUUGUUCUGGACCCAGAAAAUAGGUACGACGUCGAUGCCGCAGCUGCACAUCCUUGGUUAGAUUCAGUAUCUCAUCUGGAUGUCUCACACAAUCUGAAGAGAUUACAAAUUGAUGAGAAUCGAAUGCCGAAAACAUACUCAGAACUCUCUUCACUUCACUAG
This is a messenger RNA of Nakaseomyces glabratus, 1521 nucleotides long. RefSeq names its product serine/threonine protein kinase DUN1 (gene DUN1). The record is from RefSeq and is a predicted model, not a curated record. Gene Ontology annotation, biological process: protein phosphorylation. Lineage: Eukaryota; Fungi; Ascomycota; Saccharomycetes; Saccharomycetales; Saccharomycetaceae. Gene Ontology annotation, molecular function: protein kinase activity; protein binding; ATP binding.